Messenger RNA from Carassius carassius (crucian carp), 1702 nucleotides. RefSeq lists its product as uncharacterized. The transcript has 4 exons. The record is from RefSeq and is a predicted model, not a curated record. Lineage: Eukaryota; Metazoa; Chordata; Actinopteri; Cypriniformes; Cyprinidae. Bases 819 to 1415 code for a protein of 198 amino acids.
CUGACCUAUCUACAGAAUCUUUACAGUCGACGUGAGAGUUGGGCUCUCAGUUAUAGGAGGGACUUGCCAACACGUGGCAACCAAACCAAUAACUAUGUGGAGGCUGCAAUGCGUGUCUUGAAAGACAAAAUACUUCAUAGGACAAAAGCAUUCAACCUGCCUCAAUUAUUCAACCUUUUCAUUACCCGACUAGAGAUGUACUAUGAAGCACGUGUGACAGACGUUGCUCUUGGCCAUUGGGAGGCAUUCCACCGGUCAAGAUUUCUUGCUACACAAAGUAAUAUCAAAGCAUCUGAUAUUUCUCAGGUUGGAGAAAAGAAAUUUCAGGUGAGAUCAUCCACAUCAGGGCACACAUAUACAGUGGACAUGGAGUUGGACCUCUGCACUUGUCCAGUUGGCCAUAGUGGGGCACCAUGCAAACACCAGGCAGCAGUAGUGCAAAAUUACAACAUCACCUCCAUCAACUUUCUUCCCACAACAGCUGAAAUGAGGGCUGAGCUGCUGAAAAUAACAAAAGGUAAUUAUUUCUUAGUACCAUAGGUUGUCACACACACUGACUGAUGCUGUUUUUAAAAACUUUCUUCUUUAGAUAUUUUAACUAUUAAAUUAUUAUAUUAAUUAUAUGUCUUGUUCAUCAUCUUCACAGCCUCAGUUUCUCUUGACUUUCUAAACCCUUUUACGGCAAAAUAUGCCAACGCCUAGCACAUUAGCUCCAGGUAAGGAAGUUCAAGUGGGACAAAGAAACUUCAUCAAACAUGCUUAAUUCUUAACAAAACAACUAGUACAGCAGUGCAACAUUAGUAUACAUUUUUUUAGACAUGCCUCCGAAGCAAGAAACCUGCACUUCUGAUCAUCAGUAUCAUCUCAGUGCUGAAGAUGAUGAGUCACGUCAGCUGGACCUGUCUUCGACCAGCUCUACACAACUGCAACAGAUAUCACCUAUGCAAGGGGACCCAUACUCCAACCAUCCCUGUGUUCAGGGUAACUCAGAGGGAGCAUCUUUACCUCAGUCUCCUGUGAAACGGAUGCUGAGACUGCUCAGUGAAAUGGCUGAAAACCCAGACUACAGUAAUGCCAUGUCUAAAAUGGCCAAGCAGCUUGAAAAGAUGCAGCACAACCAGACCCAACUGAUCUCUGCAUUUUACUGCUUUGGUAAAGGGAUGUCUGUAUCAAAACGUGCAGCAGCAUUAAGACGAGCUGCUAGACGACCAGAUCCUAUUAUUGGCUGUCAGCCAACAGCAGUGGCCAGAAGAACAGCUAAGACUGGUUCUAGGCAGCGUUUGACAGCUGGACGCCCCAGAAAAUGCAGUUCUGGUUCAGAGCAUGACUACAGCAGAUAUACAGGGAAAAGGGCUGUCAGGGUUCGCCACAAAUUGUCAGAAUCUGUGGCAAUGAAUUACUCACAUCAAGCAUAAAAAUAUUUGGGUGAGUGUGAGUGUGUGUGUGUGUGUGUGAGUGUGUUUAAAAAUGGUUAUUUAGUAGAUUAGUUAAUGCAAACAUAGUAUUAUUUAUGAAAUUUAGAUCCAGACUGCAGGUUAUGUAGCCAUUUUUUAAAUCAUUUUUGGAAACUUGUUAAAAAUAUUAACUGCACAGAAAAAAUUUUCAAGUUUUUAUAGCAAUUGUGAAUUGCAUGUAAUGUUUUUGUGUACCAGGACAUUUUUGUAUUUUAUCUAUGUAAUUGAUAAAUAAAGCAUUCUAUGGC